This is a messenger RNA of Verticillium alfalfae VaMs.102, 1392 nucleotides long. Its product is annotated as 3-ketosteroid reductase. Gene Ontology annotation, cellular component: lipid droplet; endoplasmic reticulum membrane; mitochondrial outer membrane. The transcript is spliced from 3 exons. The record is from RefSeq and is a predicted model, not a curated record. Gene Ontology annotation, biological process: ergosterol biosynthetic process. Lineage: Eukaryota; Fungi; Ascomycota; Sordariomycetes; Glomerellales; Plectosphaerellaceae. The coding region runs from base 1 to 1392 and encodes 463 amino acids. Gene Ontology annotation, molecular function: 3-beta-hydroxysteroid 3-dehydrogenase (NADP+) activity.
AUGGCUGCACCACCUUGGAGCAAGGCGCAGACCCACGAGCAAUUCUUCGUCCUCAUCACAGGCGCAAACAGUGGCAUCGGCUUCGGUACGGCAGAGCGCAUCAUUGACGAAUUCCUCGCCUCCCGCUCUCUUUCCUCCCACCUCAUCCUCAUCCCCACGACCCGCGACCUGCGCAAGUCCCGGGAGACGGUCGAGUCCCUUCGAACCCACCUCCACAAGACGGCGACGACCUCGAAAGCCCUCGCCGCCCGCGCCGGUCCCUCCUACAAGCCACAGGACACAAUCGACCGCGUCCACCUGCUCAGCGUGCAGCUCGACCUGCUCGACCUGCGGAGCCCCUAUGCCGUCGCCCGCCAGCUCGUGCACGGCACCGUCAGCGACCCCACCGACGCCGACAACACCCAGUACAAGGUGCCGCGCCUCGACGCCGUCAUCCUGAACGCCGGCAUCGGCGGCUUCAAGGGCGUCGACUGGUUCAAGCUGGCAUGGCGCUUCCUCACCCGCGGCAUCGUCUACAUGUGCUGCUUCCCCGACUACAAGAUUGCCAUCCCGGGUCUCUUGUCGCCCCAAAAGCCGGCUCACCCGGAUGAGCCCGCCCCUCCGCCCGUGGGCCAGGUCUUCUGCGCCAACGUCCUCGGUCACUACAUCCUGACACACGAGCUCAUGCCGCUCCUGAGCCGCGACGCCGCGACCGACGGCGACCUCCCCGCCGGCCGCAUCGCCUGGACGAGCAGCAUCGAGCCCGUCAGCGAGUCGCUCGACCUCGCCGACUUCCAGGGCAUCCGGAGCUUGGACCCCUACAGCAGCUCCAAGCGCAUCACCGACCUCCUCGCCCUGACCUGCCGGCUGCCGGCGGCGCAGCCCCACGCCGCGGGCUUCUUCCAGGUGUCCGCCGACGCCGCCGACGACGACUCGUCCCCCGAGACGAAUACGAAGACGAAGCGGGGCCCGAAAGCAACGGGGCCGGGCCCGAGGAAGACGCCGCCGUCCAUGCUCGUCACGCACCCGGGCAUCGUCCACAGCACCUUCUUCCCCGUGCCGGGCUUCCUCGUGUCCCUCUACUGGCUGGCCCUGCUGCUCGCGCGCUGGUGCGGCUCGCCCUGUUUCCCCGUCGACCGCUACCGCGGCGCCAAGGCGUCCGUGUGGGCCCGUGCUGCAGGACGACGACGAGCUCGCCGAGCUCGACGCCUGCGCCAUCAAGUGGGGGUCCGCCGCCGACGCCCGCGGCCGCACCUACGUCAAGAAGACCGAGGUCGAGGGCUGGGGCUGGGAGGGCCGCGUCGAGGACGACGAGGCCCUGCGCAAGGACCCGGCCGUCGGCGUGCUGCGCAAGCUGCGCGGCCGCCGCCCCACCGCCGUCGUGCUGACGAGGGAGGCGCGCGAGGCCUUUGA